Molecule: messenger RNA, 1857 nt
Organism: Ambispora leptoticha
Lineage: Eukaryota; Fungi; Glomeromycota; Glomeromycetes; Archaeosporales; Ambisporaceae
Source: the annotation of a GenBank genome assembly
AUGUUACGAACCCCCACUGGAAUUCCCCGUCCACGGAGCACGAGUACUGAUAUAAACUCUCCACAUUUACAGCUAACUGCCGUUCCAGAAGGCAAUGCUACAAACGACGCUCGAAAGAGACAAGCAAAAAAAGAUGAGACCAUAAGAAAGAAAUUGGAGCAAGAGUUGUCACGGCAGACCGGAAAAACGUUUACCAAGCCACCGCAAAGGUGUAAUGGAACUGUGGGUAGUCUGAGACCAUUGCCUGCUAUAACAUUACCAGAAACCGCAACCGCUUCUGAAGCUGCACGACACAUGGCAGUAAAGCGAGCGGACGCUGUUCUUGUUACCGAUGAAGAUGAUCAAUUAACGGGCAUUGUCACUGAUAAAGAUUUGGCUUUUCGUGUACUUGCCGAAGGCCAUGAUCCUAGAUCAACAUCCCUUGGAGAUAUAAUGACCAGAGAUCCAUGUACAGUUACCACAGCCCAUAAUGCCACAGAUGCUCUUAACAAAAUGGUUGCCGGAGGCUUUCGUCAUUUGCCAGUAACUGAUAGCAACUCUGAAGAUAUAAUAGGAAUGCUGGAUAUCACAGAAUGUUUAUUAGAGGCUCUCACGAAACUUGAACGCGCACAAAAAUCGUCUAAGCAAUUAACCGAAGUAUUAGACACAAUGUCGGAAUACGACACCGCACACAAUAAAGAUGUGACGAUAUACGUGAAAGCGCUACGAGAACAACUCGGAUUCCCAACAGUGUCGUCGAUCCCUCUUCCGAAAGCUCCAUCUGAAGUCUCUAUUCGAACUAACGUACGCGAUGCGGCACGUGUAAUGAAAGAAUGUCACCAGACUGCGACAUUAGUUAUUGACGAGGGAAAAACUGUCGGAAUUUUCACUUCCAAAGAUAUUGUUGUUAGGGUAAUGGCUAUGGGUCUAGAUCCGACAAUUACCUCUACAGUACGAGUAAUGACUCCAUCGCCGGACAUGGCAGGUCCGGAUAUGACAAUCCUGGACGCAUUACGCAAAAUGCACGGGGGACACUAUCAACAUUUACCAUUACUUGAUCAAAAUAAUUCGGUGAUUGGUGUGGUGGAUAUUUUACAACUUACAUAUACUACCUUGAAUACGCUGAAAUCCAUGCAAAUUCAAGAAGCCGACGGACCAGUAUGGAACAAAUUCUGGAACGCAAUCACUACGGAUGAAAUCAACUCUGACAGUCUCUCUGAUCAUCGCACAAACAACCACGGUUCACUCUCAAUCGACAACCACAGUAUUAGAAACCCAUCAACAGGCGCCACUAGUCCAUCAUCAAACGAGGGUGGUCCAACCCUAAGUCGUCGCUUUUCUACAGUGUCGAAACUCGACGACGAUACAUUCACAUUCAAAUUCACCGAUCCAAGUUCUUCACAGACACAUCGAUUCAAUGCGCCAUGCAAAGAUUUGGAGGAUUUUUCGAAAGUAAUUCGUGGGAAGAUGUGUUUAGAUUCGCCGUGCAGUUUGACGAUCAGUUAUAUCGAUGAUGAGAAUGAUAAAAUCGUGUUGAAUUGUGAUGAUGAUUUACAGACUGCCGUCUCGGCUGCACGAAAAGCUCGAAGUAGUUUAAUAAAAUUGGUCGUGGAUAUUCAACAGCAGUCGUAUCCUCCAUUAGAAGAUGAACUGCUUCCCGAUAUACCGGCAUCCCCGGCUUCUCCAACUCCAUCAUAUUCUCGAUCUUCGCGGUCGCUUCAAUCUCCUUCUCCCACGACUCAUAAUUCUUAUUCUCCUACUCAACUUCACACAAAAAACUCUACAUUAACUGAAUUUUUGGCAGUUUCCGGGGGGUCAUUUACCGUGGGACUUGCUGUUGGAGCAGCUUUGAUCAACAACAAAAUAUCAGUCAUCUAG